GGACGGUCUCGGAAAGAUACAUAUUCUUCGUUUUAACAAUACGAGUGGGAGAUUAGGACUUUAGACCCGUUUCAAUUUCAUCGGGCGAUAAGUUUCUCGAUUGGUUAAUAAUCCAAUUCCAGAGUAAGCCAGAGUCGAAUCUGCAACGCGGAAUUCGGAGAAGUCGGCUGGACCUAGUUUUUUUGAAUUUUUGCGGGCCUCCCCGUCAUGGCGGCAAUGUUGGCAGAAUUGGUAAAAGAGUUGACCAUGCAGAGGAAUGGCGGCAGAGAGAUGGAAGAACGAAGGUCCAUUCGCGAGUCGAGUAAAACUCCGAAGAGAUACGGCAGCACGGCCAAACACAUGACCAGAAACGAAAACUUGAUCAAACAUGUGGUGUCGAAAUCGGAUACUCUUCAAGGAAUCGCUCUCAAGUACGGAGUCACGACAGAGCAGAUAAGAAGAGUUAACAGACUGUGGGCUUCGGACAGCUUAUUUUUAAGAGAGCAUUUACUCAUCCCGGUGCCUGGUGAAGGCCUUUUGUCUGGACCCAAUAAUGGCAGUCUUCCAUUGGAUGGCGAUGCCGAUAGCAGUAUUGCGAGUGUUUCUAGUCCAUCUUCGAUGACUUCGUCCAUUGAUGAGGAGAGCUCAUUAAAUGAAUUUUUGGCAAAAAUGGACUCUUCUAUAGCAAGUAUGAAAAAGGAGGUUAAGAGGGCACAAGGGAACAGUGAGUUUUGCAACGAGGGGGACAGUGAGAGCGUACAACGGAGAAGAACAGUUGGUAGACCUCAAUGCAACUCACAUCCAGUUACAUCAAAUUCGUACUUAUCAACACCAUCCUCUGAGGUACUGAGGCCUGCUUCUAUGAGCGAUGUUCACAGCCUACCGUCUGCUGUUGUCAUGACACAAGGCAGGCGAGUAAAAACUUCAUUACAGAGACUUCAACAGCAACAGGAUGAAAUGUUUCAAUUGUAGCAAUUAAGUAUUUGUUUGGUUAGCGCCUAAAUGAUCUUGAGUUUUAGGAGAAAUUUUGAAAUUGAAAAGAGAACUGGAUAUCAAUGUAACAAAUUGCGCUACAGAUGUUUGCUAAAGUAACUAAUUAUUUACGAAUCCAUGGUAAACCAUAUGUGCCUUUACCUUAUUGACAUUUUGUAUUAAUAUAAUUUUUCAUAAUUUUGCUUUUUCCAAUCGAAAAAUGUCUCAAUUAUUCUGAUAGAGUAACCCACUUUUUAUUAUUUAAUCAUUGUGUCAUUAAGCAGCAAUAAUUGCAGUGAUAUCUGGAUCUCUUUUUUCACAGUGUACAAUUGUCUCUUACGUUCAAAUCUUCAUUAUGACACCUUUUAAAAGAAGUGUAAAGGCAUUACUACCGUGUAAGCUUAUACAAUUGUUCAUGUACAUACAACACGAUGUCAGUGCAUGAACACAUCGCUGGUACUAUGUCUUUUCCUAAUAUGGUAUUUUGAACAAAUGUUAAAGAAAUGACAGAAGUACAGAAACGAAGUAUAGUCACAUAAUUAACUAACAUUCUUCAUGUCCAAUCACUUGCAAAUGAAUUCUCAACAUUUUUAAGAAGUGUGAAGAACGCGAAUAAUUAGGUCGGUAGAAAAGAACGAAUAUCGUGAGAUAAGAAAUUCAAUAAUAGUUUACUAUGUAAUUAAUCAUUUUGUAAAAUGUAUUCCAUACUAAAAAUAACUAUAUUGAUUAAUGGCAGUUGAAAGUAUACUUUCUUUACAGAAUGUAUAAGUCGAGUAAUUGUUUUCAAAUUUAUUUGCGAAAUAUUGAAAUAUGGAGAUUAUUAAUAUCUGUGUUUCAGAGGUGAUAAGUUGUCAUGUUUCCUUAUUCUUUAAUUUGUUGAGAAAAAUACAAAGCAGUUCUUUGAAAACGAAUUACUGUACCUCGCAAACUAUAAAAGUUGUUGAUUGUUAUGUCACAAAUUAUAUAUGUAUAUAUAUGUUCAAAGUAUAUGUUGUUGAAUUGUGGAAGAUUUAUUGUAAUAUUCCAAAGAAAAUAUAUUUCUCUGGGGCACCAGGUACAUGGA
Messenger RNA from Orussus abietinus, 2014 nucleotides. It is a transcript of the gene red, whose product is annotated as lysM and putative peptidoglycan-binding domain-containing protein 2. The transcript is spliced from 4 exons. Bases 208 to 951 code for a protein of 247 amino acids. NCBI's taxonomy places the organism in Eukaryota, Metazoa, Arthropoda, Insecta, Hymenoptera, Orussidae. The record is from RefSeq and is a predicted model, not a curated record.